This is a messenger RNA of Closterium sp. Naga37s-1, 9744 nucleotides long. The record is from the annotation of a GenBank genome assembly. NCBI's taxonomy places the organism in Eukaryota, Viridiplantae, Streptophyta, Zygnematophyceae, Desmidiales, Closteriaceae.
GGGGAGGAACAAGACCAAGACGAGUGGGGAGAGGAGCAAGGUAGGGGUAGGAGAGACGGAAGACGUGUAGGAGGAGGAGAGGCGGUGGGUCGUGAGAUGGAGGAGGUGGUGCCGAGAGGCGUCAAACGAGGCCAGUCCGAUUCCCGCGACGCUCGCGGCGACCGGCAGCCUGGCGCGUGCGACGAUGCGUCGCUCACCACAGCUGCUGCGACGGGUAACCACAUGCCGAAUAGCGACAUCGGUAGCGGUCUAACGAUGCUCUCCCCGAACGAUCAAUCACGAGCGCAGGCGAUAGCGUUUGGUUCCAUUGCAGGCAUGGCGGCGGGCUCGAGCGCGUCAGGGAGUGCAGUGAGCGCGUCAGGGGGAAGUGCACUGAGCGUGGGCCAAAACGGCCGGAUGAAGCGACGGAGAGGCGACGUUGGAACGCCUCUUGACGCCGCAGCAGUAGGCGCGUGCAGUGGGGUCCGGCAAGCUGACCGCGCGGGUUCGAAUCUCGGCGUCAGCAGCGGCAGUGGCGAAGGCUCGGCAGCAGCUGGUGCGAGCUGCGAGGAGCGCGCUCGACUGGCAGCGCAAGCAGGUGGCUCCGGCGGUCAUGCCGCGGGCGCCGCUGCAGAGAUGGAUUCAGCCGUCGCGGCUGUUGCUGCCGCGGGUGCUCCCCCGCGCCCUGCCGUCGCGCUGGCGGCUGCUGCUGUUGCACACGCCGCUGGGACGACGGAUGAGGCUGCUGGGGUUGCUGGUAGUGGCGCUGGUUCUGGAACCACUGGCGCCAUCCCUGCUGCUGCCGCUGCAGUGGGGCGUGCUACAGCCUGCGCGCGUGAAGGUUCUGCCGUCCCCUGUGCUGAGACGGCAGCACACACCAGCGGUAGCGCUGCUCGCCUCGCUGCCGAGCCUGCUCUCCCUGCUGCACCCGCCGCUGCCACUCCUGCUGCUGCUGCAGGACAGGCGCUGCAAGGAGCGGUGGCGAUUGUGGGUGGCGCCGCAAGCAGUGCUGCGCGCGAGCGUGCAGGAGGGGGCGCAGCGCAAGGGGGGCCCAGUGCAGGAGCGGAGAGAGCAGGGGGGAGCGGAGGAGAGGGGGGUGGGGGAGCGGGUGGGGACGAGGAGGUGGCGCGGGCGGCACAGCUGGCGGAGGACGAGCGGCUGGCGAGGGAGCUGCAGCGCGCAUUCGAGGAGGAGAGCAGCAUCCCGUUCGUGAGUGCUCCGUGCAUGGCAUGGCAUGGCAUGUCAUGGCAUGGCAUGGCAUGGCAUGGCAUGUGUCACGUCAUUCUGCGUCCAUUCUGGGACUGUGCUGCAUGCAUGCGCUGUGCUGCAUGCGCUGUGCUGCAUGCGCUGUGCUGCAUGCGCUGUGCUGCAUGCGCUGUGCUGCAUGCGCUGUGCUGCAUGCGCUGUGCUGCAUGCGCUGUGCUGCAUGCGCUGUGCUGCAUGCGCUGUGCUGCAUGCGCUGUGCUGCAUGCGCUGUGCUGCAUGCGCUGUGCUGCAUGCGCUGUGCUGCAUGCGCUGUGCUGCAUGCGCUGUGCUGCAUGCGCUGUGCUGCAUGCGCUGUGCUGCAUGCGCUGUGCUGCAUGCGCUGUGCUGCAUGCGCUGUGCUGCAUGCGCUGUGCUGCAUGCGCUGUGCUGCAUGCGCUGUGCUGCAUGCGCUGUGCUGCAUGCGCUGUGCUGCAUGCGCUGUGCUGCAUGCGCUGUGCUGCAUGCGCUGUGCUGCAUGCGCUGUGCUGCAUGCGCUGUGCUGCAUGCGCUGUGCUGCAUGCGCUGUGCUGCAUGCGCUGUGCUGCAUGCGCUGUGCUGCAUGCGCUGUGCUGCAUGCGCUGUGCUGCAUGCGCUGUGCUGCAUGCGCUGUGCUGCAUGCGCUGUGCUGCAUGCGCUGUGCUGCAUGCGCUGUGCUGCAUGCGCUGUGCUGCAUGCGCUGUGCUGCAUGCGCUGUGCUGCAUGCGCUGUGCUGCAUGCGCUGUGCUGCAUGCGCUGUGCUGCAUGCGCUGUGCUGCAUGCGCUGUGCUGCAUGCGCUGUGCUGCAUGCGCUGUGCUGCAUGCGCUGUGCUGCAUGCGCUGUGCUGCAUGCGCUGUGCUGCAUGCGCUGUGCUGCAUGCGCUGUGCUGCAUGCGCUGUGCUGCAUGCGCUGUGCUGCAUGCGCUGUGCUGCAUGCGCUGUGCUGCAUGCGCUGUGCUGCAUGCGCUGUGCUGCAUGCGCUGUGCUGCAUGCGCUGUGCUGCAUGCGCUGUGCUGCAUGCGCUGUGCUGCAUGCGCUGUGCUGCAUGCGCUGUGCUGCAUGCGCUGUGCUGCAUGCGCUGUGCUGCAUGCGCUGUGCUGCGCUGCAUGCGCUGUGCUGCAUGCGCUGUGCUGCAUGCGCUGUGCUGCAUGCGCUGUGCUGCAUGCGCUGUGCUGCAUGCGCUGUGCUGCAUGCGCUGUGCUGCAUGCGCUGUGCUGCAUGCGCUGUGCUGCAUGCGCUGUGCUGCAUGCGCUGUGCUGCAUGCGCUGUGCUGCAUGCGCUGUGCUGCAUGCGCUGUGCUGCAUGCGCUGUGCUGCAUGCGCUGUGCUGCAUGCGCUGUGCUGCAUGCGCUGUGCUGCAUGCGCUGUGCUGCAUGCGCUGUGCUGCAUGCGCUGUGCUGCAUGCGCUGUGCUGCAUGCGCUGUGCUGCAUGCGCUGUGCUGCAUGCGCUGUGCUGCAUGCGCUGUGCUGCAUGCGCUGUGCUGCAUGCGCUGUGCUGCAUGCGCUGUGCUGCAUGCGCUGUGCUGCAUGCGCUGUGCUGCAUGCGCUGUGCUGCAUGCGCUGUGCUGCAUGCGCUGUGCUGCAUGCGCUGUGCUGCAUGCGCUGUGCUGCAUGCGCUGUGCUGCAUGCGCUGUGCUGCAUGCGCUGUGCUGCAUGCGCUGUGCUGCAUGCGCUGUGCUGCAUGCGCUGUGCUGCAUGCGCUGUGCUGCAUGCGCUGUGCUGCAUGCGCUGUGCUGCAUGCGCUGUGCUGCAUGCGCUGUGCUGCAUGCGCUGUGCUGCAUGCGCUGUGCUGCAUGCGCUGUGCUGCAUGCGCUGUGCUGCAUGCGCUGUGCUGCAUGCGCUGUGCUGCAUGCGCUGUGCUGCAUGCGCUGUGCUGCAUGCGCUGUGCUGCAUGCGCUGUGCUGCAUGCGCUGUGCUGCAUGCGCUGUGCUGCAUGCGCUGUGCUGCAUGCGCUGUGCUGCAUGCGCUGUGCUGCAUGCGCUGUGCUGCAUGCGCUGUGCUGCAUGCGCUGUGCUGCAUGCGCUGUGCUGCAUGCGCUGUGCUGCAUGCGCUGUGCUGCAUGCGCUGUGCUGCAUGCGCUGUGCUGCAUGCGCUGUGCUGCAUGCGCUGUGCUGCAUGCGCUGUGCUGCAUGCGCUGUGCUGCAUGCGCUGUGCUGCAUGCGCUGUGCUGCAUGCGCUGUGCUGCAUGCGCUGUGCUGCAUGCGCUGUGCUGCAUGCGCUGUGCUGCAUGCGCUGUGCUGCAUGCGCUGUGCUGCAUGCGCUGUGCUGCAUGCGCUGUGCUGCAUGCGCUGUGCUGCAUGCGCUGUGCUGCAUGCGCUGUGCUGCAUGCGCUGUGCUGCAUGCGCUGUGCUGCAUGCGCUGUGCUGCAUGCGCUGUGCUGCAUGCGCUGUGCUGCAUGCGCUGUGCUGCAUGCGCUGUGCUGCAUGCGCUGUGCUGCAUGCGCUGUGCUGCAUGCGCUGUGCUGCAUGCGCUGUGCUGCAUGCGCUGUGCUGCAUGCGCUGUGCUGCAUGCGCUGUGCUGCAUGCGCUGUGCUGCAUGCGCUGUGCUGCAUGCGCUGUGCUGCAUGCGCUGUGCUGCAUGCGCUGUGCUGCAUGCGCUGUGCUGCAUGCGCUGUGCUGCAUGCGCUGUGCUGCAUGCGCUGUGCUGCAUGCGCUGUGCUGCAUGCGCUGUGCUGCAUGCGCUGUGCUGCAUGCGCUGUGCUGCAUGCGCUGUGCUGCAUGCGCUGUGCUGCAUGCGCUGUGCUGCAUGCGCUGUGCUGCAUGCGCUGUGCUGCAUGCGCUGUGCUGCAUGCGCUGUGCUGCAUGCGCUGUGCUGCAUGCGCUGUGCUGCAUGCGCUGUGCUGCAUGCGCUGUGCUGCAUGCGCUGUGCUGCAUGCGCUGGGCGGGGACUGGCGACGGACUACCAGCUGGCGAUGCUGCUGCAGGCGGAGGAGACGCAGCACCUGCGCUCCCGCGUGCUCCGCUCCUCCCACGCCCCUCGGCAGCAAGCACGCGGGCACAGCGGACAGCACACGGGCGAGCGCCCCUCCCUUGCCCCCUCUGCUGCCUCUGCUCCGUGCACGCUUGCUGCGCAGGCUGGGGGGGCUGCCGACGCUGCCAGUGGGCUAGCAGGGAGGGGCGUGGUGGAAGGCGUGGAAGGGGGCGAGGAGGACGGUGGUGGUGCGCAGAGGAGGGCAGAGCACAGGGAGAGGGAGGUGGCGGGGAGUGAGGUGGUGGUGAGAGUAGCGGGGGGUGAUUCUGCAGGGGCUGCUGGCGGAAGCACUGAUGCUGGCAGCGCAGGUGCUUUUGGUGUGAUUGGCAGCACUGCCGGUGGCACUGGUGGUGGUGGUAUUGCAGGUGCACUCAACCCCCCCGUGGCUGCAGUGCCACCUGCCCCCCUGAGACCACUGGAAGCUGCCCGUUUGGCUCGGCCGAGCAUGGCAGCACCUGCAGAACGUGCCACGUCAGCAUCAGCAGGCCGUGCCACGUCAGCACUAACAAGCUACGGGCGAUGGCUGAGGAGAGAGGCGAUGGCCGAAACAGUGGCAGCGGCAACAGCGCUGCGCAGUCAGCAGCAGCGAGCUGGGGGAUUCGGGGCAGGCGGAUUGGGGGAGGGCAUGAGUGCGUGGGAGAUGCAGCAGGAGGCGCAAGACGCGGCUGACUUCAGAGUGCUGCUGCGUGUGGAUGGCGUCCUGCCGAGACAAUCUGCUCGGCGCCUACAGCCUUCGAGGGCGCAGACUGCUGGAGCUGCGCAAGAAGCAUCUGAACAAGCACCUGAAGAAGCACCUGAACGAGCACCUGAACAAGCAACUGAACAAGCACCUGAAGAAAUACCAGGACAAGCACCUGAACAAACGCCCGAGGAGGGGAGACGUGAAGGGCCCAUUGCGGAGGCAGCUGCAGCUACAGAUGGGGCUGUGGCAACAGGUGGAGGGGUCGCACCCUGGGAGGCGGAGGUGAGAGAGGAAGAGGAGGCGGAAGAGGAGGAUGAGGAUGAGGAUGAGGAAGUGGAUGAGGAAGUGGAUGAGGAGAUCGAGAUGGUGGAGCUUGAUGGGUCGAGGCUGGAUAUGGGGCUGCUGGAAGGCAGUGCAGGCGAGGAAGCUUAUAUGGAGGAUAUGAUGGAUGGGGGCCAUGAGGGGCAUGAGGUGGAUGAGGAAGCGCUGAACGAGGUGGAUGACGCGUUUGACUUUGACGUUGCUCUGGGGGACGCCACCCCCCGCGUGGAUCACAUACCCCGUCCUGCCGCCUUGCCUGGCGGUGACGGCGCUCUGCCUGUGGGGGUGCAUGGGGGGCAAAGGGGGCACGGAGGGCAUGGAGGGCAUGGAGGGCGCGAGUGGGGGCAGGCCAGGAGAGGGGUGCCGUGGUUCCCUGGCAGGCUUGUGGAGGAGGCGGAGCAGUGGCAGGCGCGCGUGGCACGGCGGUGGGGGCAGGCAGGGGGACCGGCUGGGGCUGGCGAGCAGUCAAUGGGGGUUGCUGCUGGCAGAGGGGGAGGAGAGGGUGCUGGGAUGCCGGGCAUGGGUGCUGUGAGUCUAGGGGCGUGGCACGAGACAGCAGAGGCAGAGGCAGAGGCAGAGGCAGGCACUGGUGUGAUGCCCACAGCCUCUGAGCUGCCCUCUCCAUCGGCUGAUCACGCUGCUGCCCCUUCCUCACCCUCUUUCCGCAAUCUCCCCUCCUCCCCUGCCUCACCUUCCCUCCGCAACCUCCCCUCCUCGCCCGCCUCUCCCUCUUUCCGCAACUUCCCCUCCCCUCCGCACUCGCCCCCCACGCACGGCCCGCUGCAGCGUGGGAGAGCCGGGCUGCAUGCGGCGCCCCACGCUCAUGCCAUGGGCGCCGGCGGGCGCGAUAGGAGGCAGGGCGAGGGGGGUGCCAUGGAUGCUGCUGCUGGUGGUGGAGGGGGCGCAGGGGCCAGCAGUGCAUUCUCCUUCGGCACACCGGCUGAGUCCACCGCCUCUGUGGGCAUGCGCAUGCGCAGGAGGGGGUUUGUGCGCGCAUCGCUACUGCACGCCACCCCGGCCCUCACCACACGCCCCUCCUCUCCACCUCCUCCCGCUGCUGCUCCUCCUGCUCCUCCCCCUGCUGACCCGCCUUCGACUGCUCGAGCUCAGCCUCACCCCGCUGGUCGGCCUGCCACCACCUCGGCCUCGCCCCACGCGCCGCUGCCUCUGCCGGCGGACUCCCCCUGGGCGCUGGGCAUGCGCGCCCGCGUGGGCGAGGGGCGCCUGCCCGCCCGCACACGCGCCAGAGUGCCACUGCGCCCCUCAUCGCGCUCCGCUGCCAUGGGAGCGGGCGGCGAUUCGGGCGGCAACUCGGGCAGUGUGGGCAGCACCAGACCCGCCGCCCUUGGCGCCCCCGCCAUCCUGCCUGCCUUUACACCCCAUGGUAUCUCACCGCAUACCAUCACACUGCCCGUGGGUCCUGGCGAGGCGGAAGCAGCAGGGCAGUUGUUGUCGGGGCAGCGGUGGGAGCAGGCAGUGCGUGUGGGCGCCCUCCACACGGGCGCGCUGCAACACGGUGGGGGGGGUGGAGCACCUUCAGCAGCAGCAGCAGCAGGCGAGUCGCCAGUGUUGGAUGCAGCAGCAGUUACUGGCAGUGCGGUGGAAGGGGUGUUGAGAGGCGAAGGGGCAGUGGAGCAGGAUGUGUUUGGAGGGGAUGAGAGGACCACACACAGGAGGGAGGUUAGGGAGGGGAGGGUGGGGGGCGGGGCGGAGGAGAGGGGCAAUGGUACUGGUGAUGAGGCUGGGAGGGGUGAGGGCCAUGAGGAUGCGGAGGGCAGGGUGGGUGGCAGGGGGGAGGGCAACGGGGGGGGCAACGAGGGGGGCAGUGCGGAGAUGGCUGAAUCAGAUGGUAGCAGCACUCCCCCGCGCGCACCCCAUGGCAGGUCAGCUCAUGGCAGGUCCCGGCACGGGCGGCCGUGGCGGGGUGAGGCAAGGCAGUUGCGGGGCAGGGAGGAGGAUGGCCGUGACAGGGCUGCUGCACGCAUGCGGGCGAGGGUGGCGAGCAGGGCUGGACGGACGAGCAGGGGCAGGGGGGAGUGGGAGGCAGCGGUUGGCAGGAGUGAUGGGGUGAGGGACGGCGGGCAUCUGAUGGGUGUGGGUGGUGGGGGUGAGCGUGGCAGGGGAGUGGGUGGGGAGGGCCGUGGGCAUGGCAUGGAUGAGCAGAGCUGGUUGGAGGGUGUGGGGAUGGGUGUAGGCAGGCAGGGGAGUGACCGCACUGCUGCACUGCCUUCGCACCCCACACCUCCUGUGCCGGCCCGCCCACUGCCGUCUGAUGCCCUGCCCCCCGUGGGUGCUCAGCCCUUGCUGCUGCCGUCCUUUGCCGCCCAGCACAGAGUGCCGCGUGCCUGGCGCCCUGCUGGCCCUGGCAGGAGUGGUGGCGGCGAGGGUGGCCGGGGGAAUGGCGAGGAGGCAGGGGAGAGCGGAGAGGGUGGAGAGACUGGGUUCUUGUUUCAAAGGGGGCGUGGGUUUGAAAGGGAUGGUGCCGCAGUAGAUGUGGCUGCUGGAGUUGCUGAUGGUGCUGGGAUGAGUGGGGAGGCCGGUGAGGGAAUGAACAGAAGCGAGGGAAUGAGCAAUGCCAAUGCUGUAGCCCAUGGUGCAGCCCAUGCUGUGAGUCGACCUCCUCACUAUGCUGUCCCAGCCACCGUGACCCAUGCCGCAGCCACAGACGCCCAUGCCAUGCCACCACAUGACGGCCUUGCCACAGCACCCCCGCAUGCCCGCCCUGCCGCAGCAGCACCACAUGACCCCUCGCCCUCAGCCCCGCCUGCCACGGCCGACCUGCCUCUCGCCCCGCACUGGAGCCCCCUCCUCCUGCCCUCCGCGCUCUCCCCCCCCGCACCUCCUCAGGCAGGCUGGCAGGUGCCGCGCAGCAGGGCGGUGGGGGGUAGACAGGGGGGGGAGGCAGGGGGGCUGGACGCGUGGAGGGAGCGGAGGAGGGGCAUGGGCGCAGGCGACGGGGGCGAGCGGAGGAGGUGGCGCGAGUGGGCGAGUGUGCGGGGGAUGGGUGGAGCAGGCACGGCAGGGGCUGCAGACGAGUCCAGUGGGGAGGUGGCAGGAGGGGCGGAGGAGAUGGGGGCUGCAUGGGUGGGGGCUGGGAGGCCAAUGGGAGGGCAGGGGCCAGUGGGAGGGGAGGGUGAGGGGAGACAAGGCGAGUCAGGUGAGCAAGCGGUUGAGUGGGAAGGGGCUCGGGCACACGCCGCCCAGCAGCUCGUGGAGGCUCGGGCGCAGCAGGAACGGGAAGCGGUGGAUCGGCGGGCACGGGAGGCUCGGGAAGCUCUGGAGCGGCGGCUGAGGGAGGCUCGGGAGGCAGUGGAGCGGCGAGCGAGGCAGGCGGUGGAGAGGGUGGUUGGGGAAACAGGGCUGGAGCCUGGAGCUCCUGAAGGCGGUCGUGGGGCUGCUAAUAACGAGGACGGGGAUGAGGAUGGUGGCUCUGCGCUGGCAAGUGUUGUGGCGGCUGUGGGGGAUGCUGUGAGGGAGGCGGCAGCUGCUGAAGGUGCAGGCAGGGCGCGGAGAGGGGCGUGGGUGGAGGCGGGGAGAGGGGAGACGGUGGAGGAGAGGCGCGCGCGGCUGCAGCAGCGGUUCUCAGCGCUCACCCGCCUCAUGCUGCGCGACCACGCUGCCACCCGCCCCUUCUCGCCCUCUCCUCCUUUCACCUCUCAACUCCAACCGUCCCCUGUCACGAAAUCCCCCCUUAUAACGCUGUUCACUACCCCACGCCCUUCCUUCUUCUCCCAACACCAUACUUCGUUCCUUGGCAUGUUCCUUUGUCCCACUCACUUCCUUGGCCGUUUUGUCUUCUGCCCGCCCGCUCACUCAUCAGUCCGCCCUUCUCUGUGCACACAUCCCUCCCUCCCCCCCCAUCAGCGGCUGGCGGUGUGGCAGGCGUUGGAGGCGGGCAUGGGGGGGGUGGACGCCGCCUUCCACCGCAUCGCCCCCUUCCCCCGCCCCCCCCCCUCGCGCGCAACUUCCCUCUCGCCUUCCGCCUCGCCGCCAUCGACCGCGACUUCAAUGAGUGUGUCGGACUACGAGAUGCUGCUGGCGCUGGACGACAUCUCAGCGCCCGUCGUGCGCCCCGGCGCCACGCCCGAUGAGAUCAACAGCCUGCCCACCGCCCUCGUCACGCAGUGCACACUGCCCUUGCCAUGCAUGUGGUCGUUUUCCCCAUUCCAGCCAUACCAUAGCGACCUGGGUAGCAGCAUUGUCAAAGACAACUCCGUCUCUUCCCCCCUGCCAUACCUCCAUCGCCCAUCUCCCCCCUGCCAUACCUCCAUCACCCAUCUCCCCCCUGCCAUACCUCCAUCGCCCAUCUCCCCCCUGCCAUACCUCCAUCGCCCAUCUCCCCCCUGCCAUACCUCCAUCGCCCAUCUCCCCCCUGCCAUACCUCCAUCGCCCAUCUCCCCCCUGCCAUACCUCCAUCGCCCAUCUCCCCCCUGCCAUACCUCCAUCGCCCAUCUCCCCCCUGCCAGGCACAUGACAGCGAUCUGGGCCCGUGUGCCAUCUGCAUUGAGGUGCCCUCCCCGCCUGAAGUCAUCCGCCGCCUACCCUGCUCCCAUGCCUUCCAUCGCGAUGUGA